This is a messenger RNA of Theileria annulata, 2319 nucleotides long. RefSeq lists its product as uncharacterized. The record is from RefSeq and is a predicted model, not a curated record. Bases 1 to 2319 code for a protein of 772 amino acids. The transcript has a single exon. NCBI's taxonomy places the organism in Eukaryota, Apicomplexa, Aconoidasida, Piroplasmida, Theileriidae.
AUGGGCAAUAAAAUAAACUUUUUGCCUAAAAUUAGCAAUAAAAUGGCCAAAAAUAAGAAGAAAGCGGCAAAGAGCUCUGACUUUAAAGAGGUUAAGAGUAGACUGGGAAAAGCACAUUUACGUAAAUAUAAGUCUAGUGAUGAAAAAUUAUUAUCAAAUUUGAAAAAUUUGAAGAAGUCUGUGAAAUUAUUGCCGCAAUCAAUAACUGUAAAAAAGGACUCUCUGAACGUAACAUCAAGACGUUUAACAUUUCAGGAAUUGGUCGCCAAAUCAAGACAUACCUCCGAAAAUGUUAGAAAUCAUGCAUUAAUGGGCUUUAUAGAGUUUAUUAGGCGUUAUCAGGAUGAAGCAAGGGAAAACUUGUAUGGCUUAUUGCAGGUAUGUUGUGGAAUGUUGGUUUCGGAAUACCCUAGACUACGGGACUCUUCCAAAAAUUUGUUAGUCUCAAUCUUGACUACAUUUUGUUCUGAUGGAAAAAUCAGCGAAAAAUUGAGCGAAGUGAUAUAUUUACACCUGGUCCAGGGCUUGAUGGCCUCCAAAUCCUCUGAUAAUCUGGAGUAUAAUGAUGAUAUAAAUACCAUCAUAGGUUUGAUAAUUGACAAAUUCCAUUAUACACUUUCUUUUGGAUAUGAUGUUAAACUGUUAAAUGUUUUACUGGAAAAACAACCCAGUCCAAUUUCAUAUAAACACUUCAAUUGCGUUUAUUCACUCUCUAAACUUACAGAAUUCCACUCAAAAUCAAUUGUUUCCUACACUAUUAAUGUACUUUAUAACAUAAUUAACUCAGAAAAUUGGUCCGACGAAACUAGCCCUUCCACUAAAGCUGAGUGCAACAGGACAGAAAUUGAGUGCCUUACAACCUCAUCUGUGGUAGUAAAGUCAUUCAAAUUACUGGUUUUGAAUAAAGAUUUCUUGGAAAAAAACGACUAUAAGGUUGUUUACUUGCUUUUGAGCGCUGAUUUGCAGGAGUUUGAACACAUGACUCAGAAGGGAAAGGAAACGUUUGAAAAGUUAUUUUCUGAGUUAAUUCUUUUGAAGGCACAAUUAUCAAUCAAUUUAUUAUUUGAAUUUGACAAACAUCGUAUCGCACUGUUGGCCCCUCUUAUACAUUUGGAAUCUGUUUUUACUAGAUUGAAACCGCAGGAAAUAGUUUAUAUACUUUUUUUACUUUUUGACAACUUCAAUGUCAGGGAUCUUGAUUGGGAUUUAAAGCUUAAAUCUGAGUUUAUUCCUAACAUUUUAAACUUUUUGCAGGAUUCCAAACUGACUCAGUUGGACUCUUUAAAGAGCUAUUUACAUCAAUUUAAACUGAACAGCGGUAAUUUUACAGAAAAAAUCCCACAGUCUUUUGAUGGAGCAACAGAAGAGAUAAAAUGUACUUUGACAAAAAUGGUGUCUGAGAUUGUUAAUAACUUGUUCAAAUAUGUGGAAUCAUCUCCAAGUGUGUGGCCUCUAUUGUUAUAUUUUAAGGGGAUUUCGCCCAGCUUAUUCACACAAAUAUUUCCCAAAUCAACCCACUGGAAUUUUCUACACCAGGGCACCGUGUUUUCAGUUUUUAAUGGCCGUUUCCAGCAAAUUCCUCUCGACUUUGAUCACCUGAUCAGUAAUUUUAUCGCAGACUCCCAUAAUACUAACCCUCACGACUAUGUAAACGUUCUUUUGGAAGUGUGUCUUUACAUGAGUAAAGUGGAAAGGGGGUAUGAAUUUUACUAUAAAUUGACUGAUUUGGCAUGUUUGACAGAGGAAAAUUACGCUAAUUUGGCCAGGAUUUACCUUAACUUGAACUCAAAUGAGAGGAUAAUUGGAUUCUUGUCUGAUCACGUAUUAAAAUUAUUAAAGGAACAAAGGUAUGGAAUGGCGAAGAAAAUGCUCGAGGUGUUGGUAUAUCAUGUGUUUAAUUAUACAAAUCGACUUGACGAGUUUGGGAGAAUUAUUAUACAAUUUGAUCCUCAAAAUGAUUUACUGGAGAAAGUUAAUUCAUUCACGACAUUUUUAUCCAAAAUCAUAUAUGAAUUUGGUAACAAUGGUGAUAACGGAUCGGUGGUUACAACUCAAGAUAAAGAAGAAGACAGAAAUGAGAUAAAUGAUAUUUUGGAGUUUGGAAUUAAAAUGUUAAUUGAUAAAUACUUACUAACACUAAACAAAAUGGAAGAUGAUGGGCUAGGUGGGAAUAGUGAAUUAGUGGAGAAAUUGUUGAAGGAUUUUUAUGAAAAAAUAGGCUCAAAUUUUAAAGAUAGAGAAGUAAUUUUUAAAAAAAUCUUUACCGAAUAUUUUGGCAAGGAUUCCAUUCCAAAUUGGCUAACAUCGCUACCCAAUUAA